This is a messenger RNA of Colossoma macropomum (tambaqui), 16151 nucleotides long. Its product is annotated as E3 ubiquitin-protein ligase rnf213-alpha-like. The record is from RefSeq and is a predicted model, not a curated record. NCBI's taxonomy places the organism in Eukaryota, Metazoa, Chordata, Actinopteri, Characiformes, Serrasalmidae. Gene Ontology annotation, molecular function: ATP hydrolysis activity; ubiquitin-protein transferase activity; metal ion binding. Gene Ontology annotation, biological process: sprouting angiogenesis; negative regulation of non-canonical Wnt signaling pathway; ubiquitin-dependent protein catabolic process. Gene Ontology annotation, cellular component: cytosol; membrane; nucleolus.
GCAGUCACAUCAGAGGAAAACGAAACUUAAGAUUAGCUUAUAAAGGACGUGCUGCCAGCAGCUUGUUCGUGAUUUCUGUUUCCUCUGUGGAUAUCGACGGAUUACUCACUGUCUCUGCGAUAGCCUGUAGUAGCACAGUUAUAAUGCGAUAGGCUUCUAAUCGAGGCGCGAUAAUGAGGACAUUACAUGCCUUUUAAUACGUGGCCGAGCGAUUUAAUCGUGUCUUAGUUCAGUAAGCUGCUGAUAGUGGUCCGGGGCUUCAUGAUGAAAUGCCUCGAAUGUGGCCACAUCUUGAACGAGUCCUUCAAGUUCUGCCCCGAGUGUGGAACUCGGUUGAAUGCACAGCUGAGUGAGUCUGAUGGAAAGUCCCCAGCGAGACCAAGCUAUCACGGAAAAGGAGAGCAAAAGCCACCAGAUCCACUCACCACUAGAGGCUCAUGUUUAGAGCAGUCCACAGAGUCGGCAGAAGACAAUGUGAAGAAAAAGAUUGACCCAAAUCUAGAGGAAGAUGCCAAUGCUGGGACGACUGACAAUGAGAGCUCUGCUAUGGAUGUGGAUGCACCACAAGAUGGUGCCAGUUUGUCUUCUCAAACUGCAAAUGAAGAAAUUUCUACUGUGCCUAUUGAUAAAGCUUCCCAAAGCACACAGUCUUCAUCUCCUACACAUGGCCAUAUCAUGUCCUUUUUCCAGUCUCAGUCCAGUGGCUCAGCAGAGCUACCAGGGAAUGAGUCUAAGAACUUGUCGUCCAGAUGUUUGGAGAGCGGGUGCUCUAGCCAGCUGCCUGCAGAAUCACCCUGCUUGAAGUCUUCUUCUGAAGGAUUCAGACAGAACCCUGCAAAACCCAGCUCCCUCAAGUCCCAGCCCUCUGAAGAGAAUGUUGAGAAGGACAUGGACAGUAGCCCUUCAGAGCCAGAACAUAUGGAACAUAUGCCCAGUCUGAACACAGACUCUGUUCCUGCCAAUUCAUCAUCUACCAGACCAAACAAUGAUUUUCAAUCUGUGCAAAGUGCUCCUUCAGACUCUCCAGCUCCAUUUUUGAUGGACCAAAAUGAAGUCAAGUCACCUCCUAGUGCAACUGAAGCAUUGAAGGAGGAGACCAAUAGUCAGAUACAGUCUUCCUCAUCUGGCACCAUGCCUGCACCAGGUCAUUGUAACAAUCAAGAAGAACCUGACCUUAAAGGCAAAUCUCAUGAAGAGCUUGUGAAUACCACACAGACUGGAAAGCUGGACCCAGAAUCUUCAGUCCCACCACCGCCUUCUGUUAAUCAGACCACUGAAAGCACCACAGAGCCUACAGAUACAUUGCAGUGUACAGAAGGCAAAGGUGAAAAACAGAAUUCUCCUUACAAGAAAAUGUUUGGACCAUACUCUCCUGAGGAACCCCAGGAACUACCUGCAAAACCCAAAGUGGAUCAUGUUGAGAACAAACAGCAAACCAAACACAAAGAGGUCCCAAAUGCAAAUAAAGAAAAAAAGGACCAAAAGAACACCAGAGAGAGCUCAGAAACCCUUAAACAAGCCUCAAGCACAGAGAAGCCUGAGAGAAAAAGUGCUUCUUCAGACCAAAAUGAUGAGGCGCGUUUUCAGCAAAGGUCAUCAAAAGAGAAAAAGGACAGGCAGAACCAGACUUCAAACCCUCAGCAUGAGACCAAAGACAUCACUGUUUUCUUCCAUGCCAUCUUAUCCAAAGACUUUAAAUUAGACCCAUCAAAAGACUUUGUAACCUUAAGGUCAGGAAGCAUAAUGGGGAACUGGAAUCAAGAUAUUUUGAAAAUGGAAAUCACAAGAGACUUAGAACAUGAUGGAUUUAUUGUGCAUGGGAAACUUGAGAUCACCAAAAAGAAUGUUGGGAAGCCUAUUCCUUAUAAAUACGUUGUUUACAAACUAGGCAAAAACACACACCACUGGGAAUAUGAACACAUCUACAAAGACGAUGCGAAGCACUAUGUUAAUCGAUGUCUUUUCAUUCGAGAGAAUCUUUUGACACAACAUGGUGAAUGGCACCAGUAUGAUGACAUAAUAUGUGCAAAGCCUUCAGAGGACAUGUUUGGCAAAGUUAGAAACUUGUUCUGGCAUGGAAAGCCCGAUUCCAAUUUAGUGAAAGGAAGAAACAUAGCAGGAUACGUGAUGUUGGAAACGAUCUAUGACAUCCUCCAUGAGUGGAGUAAUGUAAAUGUGAGAAACUUCUUUGUUCAGCUUGAGCAGUUCUUCACAACAUAUUCAAAUCCCUGUGUAUAUGAAGAGAGAGCAAAACAAUGGACCGCUUUGCAAUAUGGGAAAGCAGAGGUGAAAGACCUUCUCAAAGCUUUCAUACAAAACAAGAUUUCUCAGUUUCAAAUAAACAGUCAUGUCUUCAGUUUUGAUCAGCUGAGAGCAGCUGUCAUUUUGCUGCUGGUUUGCAACAAAUAUGAGUUUAAGUUGGAUCAGUCUGUGAUUCACAAAGUUGGCUGGAUGCUUUGUCUUCCUAAACUGUCAAAGGAAGAAUUUUGUCUAUGCUGGACUAUGUUUUUACAGCCAUUACAAGAGGAAUGUGUUGCACAAGCAGUCAGAACAUUCUGUCAGAUGGCAGUUAACUGCAGAGCAAUCCACUGGAUCUUAAUCAUUCCUUUGCUGCAUUUAUUGGAGGGAGACAUUAAACCUUUUGAGCCAAAUCGACUCUCCCCUGGACAAGACUGUAAUAUCUGGUCAGGGCUUAAAGGAUUCAAAAUGAAUGAUGCCCAUACAGACUCUCAACACACAAGGGGACUGAUAAAAGUCAUGGACGCCCAUAAACACUUGCUUGACAUAGAUCAACUGCUUGCUCGCUCAUGGAUGUGUGCGUUGGGUUUGAAAAACCUAUUUGAAUAUACAGCUAUGAUCCCUGUGGAUACCUCAGAUGUUCUCAUCAUGCUCAGUUUCAGACUUGAUGGCAGAGUGUCAGCUCUGGAUAAUGAGCAGUUGAAGCUGUUAUUUUCACAUCUCAGAAGGAAGAUAAAAGAACAGCACUCCAGGUUUACAGAUACUGAAUAUGCUGAACUCUGCCUGAAAAAGGGUGUCCACCUUUUGGGCACAAUCUGCAAAAAUUACAAAGAACCCUGCCGAUACGAAGUUCCUCUGGAGUGCUUGAAACUUAUUACUGAGAUUAUACAAGGUGUCAGUGAAAAGGAAUCACAGGAGGCCCAGAAAAACACGAAAACAGACAUGUUGUCAGAGAUAAAAAGAAUUGUAAGAGAAUGGCAUCUAAAGACCUUUAGCAAUAGCUUACUGAAAAGCUCACACAGCUAUACCAGUUUCACAAGCAUUCAUGAGAUGGAGGUAUGGAGCAAGCUGAUAGAAAUGCCUUUUGCUAACAAGAAGUUCAGUGCAUCAUGGAGGGAAACGUUCUUAAGCCAGUUUGAAGGAAAACUAAAGCAGGAAAAAGCAGUGCAUCAGAUUGAAAUCUACUGCAAUGAGGUAGAGAACGUGAACAUUAAGUUCCCAGCUUUGUCCUCCUGUAUUGAAAACUGCGCAUUAGAGGCUGUCCACGCCGUUUGUCAGGGCGGCUCUGAGAAUACUUUAUUUGAAAAGCUGAAGAAACAUGACUUGAGCAAAUUUGGGAAGCUGAUGUCUGCAAUUGUACUCAAAGCUUGGCCUAAGAGGAAUGAUGGAGAAUAUCAAGAUGGGGAGGAGCUGGUAGUAAAACAUCUCCUGACAUGGACCACAGCAAAACAAAUCUUUCAGCUGCAAGGUUCAAAUGGGAAACUGAUUGAUCAACUCUCAGAUGAAGCCAGGGAGCAGAUGGGUGUGGCCAGUUCUGCAUUCACCUCUGUUGUGGAAAAGUUUAUCCAUGGAAACAUUACAAUAAAGAUCCUGAAUCAGAUCCUGGAAAGAGAAGAUGCAUUUACUGAGCUUCUGAAAAUUGAUGGUUUGUGUGAUGAUAGCCGAUGCAAACCUGGCAGAGCUGUGAAAACUCUGCUAAGAAGAAGGAAGGACGAAGUUGAGAAUGUCUACCAUGAAAAAGAGAUGGUUGAAUGCCUCCUCACUGUAUGCCAGAGGCUCCAAAAGCACAUCACAGUUGAUUUUGUGGACCUUGAAAAGAAACGCCAAGUUAUCGUGGAGCAGAUGUCUCUGGAUGAUUUCAUGGAAGUUCAUCAGCUUGAUGAAAACACUUCAGAAGUGACAGGAGUUGUCACAUAUUUUAAUCUCUGUGAUAUUACGAGAAAGAUGGCAAAGAGACUACAUGCUUUAAAGGACAGCUAUAUUUUUACCGUGUGCUGGGAGAACCAAGCCAAAAGACUCUCAUACAUCAAGCAAGAUGACGAUGAAACUGAGCCACUGUUGGUGGGGGAUGCUGAGUCAUACUCACUGGAGCGCAUUUACCAAGAAAUAUUCGAGCCUUGCUACAGUCAGUAUGAAAGAAUCUACACAAGUUUGAGAAACGAAACUAUCACGUUCCAGGAGAUCGACAGUGUCUUUGAGGACUACAAGGGCAAAUAUGAGGAAUUCAGAAGAGAACUGGAGAUCAUGUGCAAAAUAAAUCCUAAGGAUGAUGGACGGUGGAUUAAGAGAAGAGUCCGGCAAAUACAACAGUACCAUGAUCUGCACUUCGCAGUAGAAUCAGCUAGAGUGAUCAUGGAUGUCAGGGAGGAUCUGUGCCUUGAAGGAAAUUUCCAGAUCUUGGACAGACUGCUUGAAUUUAGUACAGCUGACUUUAAGGAGGAGAGCCUAGAUCGUAUUGAUGAAAACUUGAUAAAUGCCAAAGAGGUCCUGGCAGACAUAACAGAGGCUCGCAGACUGUGUCUUCAGGAGCUCAGCCAUAGGAGGAACUUUGUUAAGUGGGUUAAAGAGGCACUGAAAGAGAUCAGUCAGCUCAAAGUGUUUGUUGACCUUGCUACAAUCUCUGCUGGGGAGAAUGCUAUGGAUGUCGAUCGUGUGGCCUGUUUCCAUGAUGCUGUACUGGGAUACUCUUCAAUGCUUUAUGGGCUAAGCAUAGAUUCUGACUUUGCUGCAUUUAAGGGAGCUCUGCAAAAACUGUGGCAAGCCCUGGAAAAUGACAGCAACAUAACAAAAAAGCUGAGAGAUACUGCACGAAACUUGGAUUGGCUAAGAACAGUGAAAGAGAGCCAUGGCUCAGUGGAACUUUCCUCCUUGUCCCUUGCCACAGCCAUAAAUGCAAGAGGAGUGUACACCAUCCGUGCCCAAAACCAGAAAAAGAUCAGUAUGGAAACGGCUCUCAGACUGGAUGUCCCUGAGGAACAUGAGGAAGGGCAUGAGAUUCGUUGUUAUUCUUUGGAAGAUGUGAAAGAUCUACAAAACAAACUCAUGCUCAUGUCUGGGAAGGCUGAACAAAACAAUGAAGUGGAACAUUUCACUGAGGUUUUUGACCAUGUUCAGAGACUAGCUGCGACCUUCCUUGAUCUUCUUUCUGCUGGAAAUCCUUUGUUCAGGCAGUGGGAAGCAAAAAUCACCUGCCGUGAUGUAACAUUAAACUCUGAUGAUGUUGGUACCCCUGGAAUCAUUAUGGACUUCAAUUUAAGAAGCAUCGAGGACAAAAUAAUAGUUGAGGGUAAUGCAGUUGAACAACUCCCAGAGCUCUGCAAGAAAAUGGACAAGUACUUAAGUGAAUGGAGGAAGUUCAUAGACAAACAGAGAUCUGAGAACUACUACCUAAACUAUUACACUGCCGAGCAAAUGGUCUAUCUUUGUGAACAGCUCUCUUUGGAAAAUGUUAAUGAAGACUUAGAGGACAGUGCAUUAAUGAUGCUCUCUUUCAUCAACCCCAAAGCUACAUCAUCCAGUGUGUGGAAAAUAUGGAACCUCAUACAUGAAGACUUACAGAAUGUGGGUACAGUAAAUGUUUCUUUCUCUGAGGACAGUUUAAACAAAAGUAUGGAAGAUUUCUCAGAUAAUGAAUUUGGGUUAUGGACUUUAGAUUUAAUCUGGGACAAAUAUGUCACCGACAUGAAGGCCUUUCUCACAGAUACACUGGAUAUAUCAAGUUUAGGGAGACUUCUUGACAGGCUGGGCAGUACUGUGACUGAGGAUGAUGAGGAUGAGGACCAGGAGGAAUUUAUGCCAUUAGACCCCCAUGAAAGACCUAUCAGAAGAGAGCUGCCAAAGGGGCUGGUGCUGGGCCGUCCCAACCUCAUUGUCUGUCCCAGUGAAGAAGUCCUAGCCUCCUGCAUUAGUGUCUACUCAGCCAGUGAAUAUGAGCCACUGCCAACUUAUGAUGAGGUCCUGUUGUGCAGUGCAGACACUCCAUAUGAGCAUGUGGAACUUUUUCUCAGGCGUUGCCUCACCAGAGGGUAUAUGGGAGAGAAGAUCUACUGCCUGCUGUAUGCAGACCUCUUAAGCUAUGACGUCAGUAAUGCUGUGGAGCAGUUGUUUCACAAACUUCUUUCUGCGUCCAAGAAGGAUUACAAACUUGUGAUCAUCUGCAGCUUAGAAAGGGAACAUGCCUAUAUGCCUUCAGCAUUUAGCCAGUUCAAACUGCACAUGGUUCCACGCGAACCCUUACAGAAGAUUCAGGCUUACCUCUCCAGACACUAUACGGUCUCAUCGGAACAGGCUAGUGCUGCUACUGUAUUCAAAGACAAGCAGUGUGUUGGUAUUGUGUCAUCAAAACGAGCAGGAGUCGGUAAAUCCCUGUAUAUUCAGAGGCUUUAUGAAAAGCUUGAAGUGUCUGAAAGACCUGGAUCCUCAUGCCUGAGAUGCAUUCGCUUACUUGAACCCACAGUCAAAGAAAAUGUAAUCCUUGAGUCACUGCUUGACACACCAAACCAAAAUGGGCUUGUGAUCUUCCACUUUGAUGUUACAUCAUCGGUCCGAAAGGGAUUGCAUGAAUUUUUAUUCAAGCUAUUAGUCCUUGGUUAUCUAAUGGAUGCUAAAGGACAAAUGUGGAAACGUAGCAGCCAACACUUGUAUGUCAUUGAGAUGCUUCAACACACAUCUGAACCCCCAAGAUUUGCUCCAAAAGUGCAUUCAAAGCUACCUUUCACCUUCACUGAGGUCUUUCCCAAAGUGCAAUGCAGACCUCCAAAAGAAGUUUUGGAGCUGGAAAUGAAAACAGAAGAUGACCCUAACUUUGAGAUUGAGGACCCACUUAUGGAUGAUGAGUAUUUCAGGAGUGAAGCUUAUCAGAGGCCUUACCAGUAUUUGAGGCGUUUCCAUGAGAGGAUUGAUCUUGACAGCUUCAGCUUCAGUGGAGUUGAAGGUUCCCAUACGGAAUGUCUCCAGAUGUUUUUUAUCUACUGCGGCAUUGUUGAUCCAUCAUGGGCAGAGUUGAGAAAUUUUGUCUGGUUCCUUAAUCUUCAGUUGCAAGACUGUGAAACAUCUGUUUUUUGCAACAUGGACUUUGUCGGAGACACUUUGAGAGGAUUCAAAAACUUUGUGGUUGAAUUCAUGAUACUGAUGGCCAAAGACUUUGCCACACCAUCUUUAAACAUAUCUGAUCAAAGUCCUGGGAGAGAAAACGUAGACCUGAUGGGUGCUAAUGAAGAAGAUCUAGCCCCAUUCCGCAUUAGAAAGAGUUGGGAAUCAGAACCUCAUCCGUACAUCUUUUUCAAUGAAGAUCAUCAGUCAAUGACCUUCAUUGGUUUCCACCUCAAGUUAAAUAAUCAGAAAGGAGUUGAUGCAAUUGAUCCAUCCACAGACAAAGUGAUAAGGAGAAACAUCAUGACGAAGCAGCUCUAUGAUGGUCUCCGGAUUAACCGAGUCCCUUUCAACAUUCCUUUUGAUGAACUACCUAGAGGUGAGAAGAUUGAGCAUUUGUGCAGUGUUCUUGGCGUUAAGUGGCCAUCAGAUCCUGAUGAGACCUACCAGCUUACUAUGGAUAACAUAUUGAAGAUGAUGGCAAUUCACAUGAGAUUCAGGUGUGGCAUUCCGGUCAUUAUCAUGGGGGAAACUGGCUGUGGAAAGACAAGACUUAUCAAAUUCUUGUGUGAGCUGAAAAGAAGUGGGAUCCCUGCAGAGAAUAUGAAGUUGGUAAAAGUGCAUGGCGGCACAACCCCUGAUAUGAUCUAUGCCAAAGUGCAAGAAGCUGAGUCUGUUGCAUAUUCGAACAAAAAGAGACAUAAUCUUGAUUCUGUCAUUUUCUUUGAUGAGGCCAAUACUACUGAGGCAAUCAGUUGUAUAAAGGAAGUGCUUUGUGACAACACAGUGCAAGGGCAUAAACUUAAACCUGACUCUGGACUACAGAUUAUUGCUGCUUGCAAUCCUUACAGAAAGCACUCAGAUGAAAUUAUUGAAAGACUGGAGGAUGCAGGUCUGGGAUACAUAGUGAAAGCUGAUCAAACACAGGACAGACUAGGAUCCAUUCCUCUUCGUCAACUGGUGUACAGAGUUCAUGCAUUGCCCCCAAGUAUGAUUCCUUUGGUGUGGGACUUUGGGCAGCUCAAUGACAACACAGAAAAAAUGUACAUUCAUCAAAUUGUUCAGAGCGUAGUUGAGAACAAUUUGGUCAGUGAGGACUACGUCAAGAUGAUGACUGAUGUCCUUUCUGCAUCUCAGAGAUACAUGAGAAAGAAGAAAGAUGAAUGUAGCUUUGUCAGUUUAAGGGAUGUAGAACGUUGCAUGCAAGUAUUUGUGUGGUUCUACACCAAUUACAAAAUGUUUUUUGAAGAACUGGCAGAGUUCUUGAAGAAAAAGCAGAAAUCAUCAAAGAAUGUUGGUAAAAAGAUCUCCUCAAAUGAUAAAGAUCCAGUUGAAUGGGCUCUGGUGAUGGCAGUGGCAGUGUGCUACCACUCAUGCCUGGAAAAGAAAAAGGAAUUUUGGACCAAACUCUGCAAAUCUUUCCCAAAUUACAACAUUACACAAGUGAUGCAAGAAAUCUUUCUAAUGCAGGAUCUUCUUCUACAUGGUGUGCCCCUUGGUGGAACAAUUGCUAAGAACAAGGCUUUAAAAGAAAACGUGUUCAUGAUGGUAGUGUGCAUUGAACUACGAAUCCCUCUUUUUCUAGUUGGUAAGCCUGGGAGCUCAAAGUCUCUGUCAAAGACCUUAGUUGCGGAUGCAAUGCAAGGCCAGGCUGCCCACUCUGAGUUGUACAGGAAGUUGAAGCAGAUUCAUUUAACAUCCUACCAGUGCAGUCCUCACUCAACUGCCGAAGGAAUCAUCAACACAUUUAAACAAUGUGCCCGUUUUCAAGAAGGCAAAAAUCUAAAAGAGUAUGUCUCUGUUGUUGUGCUAGAUGAAAUAGGCCUGGCAGAGGACUCUCCUAAAAUGCCUCUGAAAACUCUUCACCCAUUGUUGGAAGAAGGUUGCAUUGAUGAUGACCCACUUCCCCAUAAGAAGGUUGGGUUCAUUGGCAUCUCAAACUGGGCUUUGGACCCAGCCAAAAUGAACAGGGGAAUCUUUGUCUCUCGAGGUGACCCAGAUGAGAAUGAACUCAUUGAGACUGCGGUAGGAAUUUGUUCAUCAGAACCAAUGGUUUUGGAGAACAUCAGACAACUUUUUCAUCCAUUGGCAGUUGCUUACUUGCAAAUUUGCAAAAAGCAAGAUAAAGGUUUUUUUGGCCUACGUGAUUACUACAGCUUGAUCAAGAUGCUCUACGCUGUUUCCAAAGCUUCUCAUCCUUCCUCUGAGCAAAUUACUGAAGCAGUGUUGAGAAAUUUCAGUGGCUUGGACAAUGUGGACACUCUGAAAAUCUUCUCCAAAAAUCUGCAUAUUCGAACGGACUUGAGUCACAUCAGUACUGUCGAUCUUGUGGGACAAAACAUUAACAGGAUCGUUCAGGAUGAGGACUGUCGCUACCUGCUUAUCCUAACCAAGAACUUUGCAGGCCUUCAAAUCCUUCAGCAGAAUUUCUUCUCCAACAACAACCUCCCAGAGAUCAUCUUUGGGUCAAGUUUUCCCAAAGAUCAGGAGUACACUCAGGUGUGCAAGAACAUCAACCGUGUGAAAAUCUGCAUGGAAACUGGCCAGACCGUUGUGCUUUUGAACCUUCAAAAUCUCUACGAAAGUCUCUAUGAUGCCUUGAACCAGUACUAUGUUUCUCUUGGGGGUCAAAAAUAUGUGGAUCUUGGUCUUGGCACACACCGUGUGAAAUGCAGAGUCCACAAAGACUUCCGCCUUAUUGUCAUUGAGGAGAAAGAGGUGGUGUACAAACAGUUCCCCAUCCCACUGAUUAACAGACUAGAGAAACACUACCUUGACAUCAACAGUGUACUGAACAGCAGUCAGAGGGAAAUCGUCAGCCUUUUGCAGAAGUGGGUCAAACGUUUUGUGUCCUCAAACAACCAGCAUUGCAGAUCACACAAAUACUUGCCGGCAGACGUUUUCAUUGGCUACCAUUCAGACACAUGUUCAUCUGUUGUUCUGCAAGUGAUGGAUAAAUUGAGAGAUGAGACUGAAGACUUCCAAGACAGAGUGUUGCAGGAAGCCAAGCUUGUCCUACUCAACUGUUCCACUCCAGAUUCAGUGGUGCGCCUGGAAUUUACUGAUUUGCCUGAUGUGGAGACACAACGACUGGCAAAUGCGUACUUUAAGCUCCAGAAACACCGCUCUCUGGCUGAAUUCAUUGCUUCUCACAUUCAGCAAGGACAUAGGAACCAUUGCGUCUUCACAGAGGUUACAACAUUCUCUAGACUGUUGACAGCUGCAGAUACAUGGCAACUCAAGAGCUUCACAGGAAUUAACACCAUUGAUCUUCUCUCAUUGCAACAAUUUGAGACUGAACUGUCCUUCCUCAAACAAAUUAAAGAGUUCCUCAGCGUUCAGUCUGCAGACAAGAUUCUUCUUGUUCAAAUGGAUUUUGGUGAAGAUUCACUGAGUGCAAAUAUUCUUGCAUCAGCCAGGUACUCCUGCAUGAAUGAAAUCAUUCGAUCAAAACAGGUGGGUGAUUGUAGGAUUUAUGUGUACUUCAUCACAAAACUACCACGAAUGGAAGGGGGGACGUCCUACAUUGGAUUUCAGGGAGGACACUGGAUGUCAGUUCACAUUGAUGACCUCAGAAGUUCUCAAGAUAUUGUAUCUGAUGUCCAGAACUUGAAAAACAUAUCAAUUUGUGAUCUUUUUGAGGAAAAUACAAAGCAAACUGAAGAAAUUGGGGUCCAGGAUGCUGAGCUUGCUGAGUUCGAAGAUACUGUAUUGGAGAGCAAGUUUGACACAACAGCACUUGUGCGCAGUUGUGUUCAGAGUGCUGUAAGCAUGCUAAGGGAUCUUGAAGAUGAUGGCAGCCUUAUUACAAGAAGAGUGGACAUCCUGCUCACAUUACUGGAUGACAGUGAAGAACUGAAAGGUAAAUUUAUGGACGCCUUGAAAAAACGCCUUCAUCUCCUGUUGAAAGCACGUGAAGACAGUACUGAUAUGCCCAAGAACUGGGUUUCCAGAGAGGCUGCAAAUAUUGAAGCCCUGCAAGAAGGAGGGACCUUUAAGCAUACUCUGUGGCGGAGAGUACAAACAGUGGUCACUCCCCUCCUGGCUCACUUGAUUUCGGUCAUCGACCGCAACUGCAACCUGAACCUUCUGCUUGAUGACUGUGAGGAUGAAGUCAAGAAUUUAUGGUUUCUCAUAUUUAAAAACCAUUCAGUGUUGGAUAUACCAUAUGUUCAGAUGGGCCAGAACUCAGAGUCACAGACCAUCCCAAUCCAAAGCCAUAUCUCAGCGGGAAGAACCAUGUCCUGCAUCAUGCCCUUCAGCUGGAGGAUCAAAGAUCUGUUAGAUGACCUCUGGGAGCACACCUUGCAGGGGGAGGGUCAAAACAGUAAGCAGUUUGAGGAGGUCUUCAAGAUGACUGUGCUAGGGGAAUAUUUUGCAAGUGUGGACAAAAAAAUGCAGAGGGAAUUUUUCCAAAGAUAUCUUCAAGAUUUCGUUGCUUUGACAAUGAAAGUUUCAAUUGUUGGCGAACAGCAAUUGCUGGGCUCUGCCCUGCUGAGCUGUGUGAAAGAGUUGUGUAGGCGGAGAGGUAGCUCAGUGGACAGUGAGCUGUCUUUGCCGCUAGUCCACUCGGCUUACCAUGAAUUCCAGAAACGUCUGCAGAACUUCUCCAGGAUGAUGUCCAUCCUGCCUGAGGUGGUCCUUUCCUUGCAGGGAAAUCUACAUGUGAUGGAUGCACCCGAGAUGAUUUUAGAUGUGUAUUGCGCUCUUGCCUGUGUGGAGUACCUAGAGCCCCAGGAUUUCAAUGUGGACUUUCAGCGGCAGUCAUGGCUGAAGCAAGUGAAGAAACUGCAGGUCCCCAUUGAGCUGGUCUGCUCAGAGAACAGCAUUAAACAGUAUAGCGAUCGGAGUCGAGAGAUGACGAAGCGCAUCAGCAAUGGCUGGAGACAAAUCUUCACCUUCUCACUGUUUGUGGAGCACAUACAGCUGGGCAUUGAGGCUGAAGAUGAAAGGCUGAAACCUCUGGUUAUGAAGCACUCUCAAAACUUAUGGAAGGUACUUGAGAAAAGCUCAGACAUGAAACUGGAGAAAACCUUUCUGGCUGUAAUUGAAAUACUCAGAUCCUGCAAACAAGGAGCAAGUGACCUCAUAUUCAAGUUUGGCAUCCAGUCGUGUGCUAUAUGCAGAGUAGAGCCCCAAGACCCUGUGGAGUUACCAUGCCAUCAUAUCUUCUGCCAGCCGUGCAUCAGAAGGUGGCUGACCCCAGGCCAGAUGUACUGUGCUUUGUGUACCCAACCAGUACCAGAUGACUUUGAGAUGAAAGUCUCUGAGGAUUUUCGGGCCUGUCUCAAGUUGAACGCCCAGUUCAGACAACGGUGCAAUGCCUUUUUCAUAGACAUAGUGUCCACAGUGUGUUUCAAGGAUAAUUCCCCACCAUCCAGAGGUGUCAUUCUGGACCUGCUUUCCUUCCUCAUGGUUGAGGCAAAGCCAGUCUCCCUAGUUCAAGCACAAAGCCAUAUUCACACCAAAGCCCUGUCACCUUUCGAUGAGUGUGUGGACCGAAAUCCUAUUGUACGCUCUGUGGUGCUUAAACUCCUGCUGAAAUACAGCUUUGAUGAAGUGAAAGAGUACCUCCAGCAGCACUUGGAGAACAUACUACAGAGCAAAAUCUUGGAUGGUGCUGACAAAGCAGAACUCUAUACUUUAUACAUCAAUUGCUUUGAGGAUUCCAUGUUUGAAGGAAAGGAGUUGGGCUCUGAGGCAGGGCAGAAGCAGCAUCUGCAGGAGGGUAGAGACUUCCUGCAUUUCUUCCUCCACGCAGACAGGGUGGCCACAGAGGACGUCUCCAUAGAGACCCUGCAGCAGAUCGCAAGACUGCGUGUGUGCUUGGACAUGGGUGCUCAGCUGCUUGCCACAGUGCCAGGCAGAGGGAGCUUGGAGAAACAUCAGGAGGAGUUCCUGGCCACAGUGAUGGAGCUCUGUGAAGAAAGCAGGAAUGACUGGUACAGAGUGUACCUGAUCAGAAAGAUCUGCAGCCUGCAGGGUGUGGAGGUUGUACAGAACAUGCAGAAGGAUUUCCAGUGGCUUUUCCCACAGGAGAUCUUACAACAGGAAGACACCGGGGGCCAGAUGGACCAGUACUUGGUGUACGGUGAAGAAUAUAAAACUGUACGUGAGGCAGUUGCAAAGGCUGCAAUGGAGGGCACAGUGCAGGGCAUAGACAAGGCCCUUGAGAAGUGUACAUGUGCUCCAAGGAGAAAGGCCUUCUAUCUUCUUCUUGCCCUUUUCAGAGAAGUUACCAUUCUCUUUCGAGUAACCAAUCAGGUCCUCCACCCCAAAACAGAGCAAAGGCGACCUCUUGAGGACUUCAUCCAUGGCUCGCAGUACUUGGUCACCAAUGAGAUGAAAGUGUUUGCUGAAGCUCUGGUGAACAACAGACUGGGUGAUCUGAGUGUUCAUCGGCGUCGCUCUAACACAGAGCACACCCUGAUAGAGCUGGCUGUCCACCUGAAGGCUGUGCUGCUGUGCGGAUCUGAGCAAGUGCUGACUCCCCUUUUACAGCUCGGCCUGUGCCCUUCCACCAUGCAGGCAGCAUUUAUACCCACUAUGCCUGAGGACAUGCUUGCUACAGCACAAAAGGCUCUUGGCAACACGUGGUAUACCUGUCCCAAUGGUCACCCAUGUGUUGUUGACAAGUGUGGCAGGCCAAUGCAGAAGGGCAGAUGUCUGGAGUGUGGAGCUGUGGUGGGAGGGCAGAAUCAUAUGGCUGUACAUGGUUUCAGUCAAGUGAGGCAGCAGGGGGAUCGUACCCAGACAGGCCACAUUCUAGGAGACCCACAAAGAAGAGAUAACCCAGAUGCCCUGGACACCAAAAGCUUGUCUCUAACUCCUUUUACAUUGAUCAGAGUGAUGACCCAUCUAACCAUGCUGCUGGGGUCUUCAGAAGAAGCUCAGUCCCAGUUUAUAGCAAAGAUCAUCCGGCCUCCAGUGCAGGACCCCUGUGAGUUUUUGACACGGCAUCUGGUGAAGGACUUGGAGCAUCUAGGAAUGGCUGUGGGAAAAGGAGUGGAUGACACGGUCACUACUGUUCAUUUGAUGCUCAGCUGGGCCCUGGAGCCUCCUAAGAGUGUUAACUGGCCUGCUGGCUAUGAUAACACCCUCUCAACUAAGGAGGCCAGGAAUGCCUGGGAGAUCACCUUGGCUCAUAACGUUAUCACUCCCAAACUGAAGAAAUUGGAGCGUAAACUAAAAAAGGUGACCACCUGCAUGAGGGGGGAUUCCCGCGUGUCCUCUAACCCCAUCCUGAAGGUGAUGUACGGUGACCCGCGCGUGUUCCUGUCCUCCCUGCCGCAGCAGUCUGUGCUCCACAGCUCUGCCAUGUGGAGCUGCAGGGAGAAAGGCUCUCUGCUCAGUCUCACACACAUCGUCGAGCAGAACGACGGCAAAGACAACUUCCCUCUACUCUGGAGUUUCCUGCAGAAGGAAGCUGAGUUCCGCCUGGUCAGGUUCCUUCCAGACAUACUGGCCCUGCAGAGAAAAUUGGUUAAGAAGUUUCAGAAUCUCCCUGAUUUGUGCAGUGGCACAAUUAGGGAUUUCAUUGACAAACAAACUUCAGCAUCUCAAAAGAGCUGGUAUGAGAAGCGUGUUCACAUCUUCCUGAGUUCAUGGAACCAGCUAAGAACUUCUUUGGCCACUUAUGAGGUGAACGUGCCAGGAGAUUACUGCAGUGUGGAUCUGGAUAAGGGCAGUGAGCUGCAAGUGCUGGUUCCUCGGAGGCAGGGGCCAGGACUGUGUGCUACCGCCCUGCUCAGCUACCUGGUCUCUCUGCAUAACCAAUUGGUCAGCGCAGCGGGCAAACACACCGGAGAGGACAGCAGCUACACGGUGAGCCUGGCUGAAGUGAGCGAGCUGCAUGUGAUCCAGUACGAGGUGGACCGAGACCUGCUCCCACUGGUGCUGGCAAACUGCCAGUACAGUAUGGAGCGUGGCCGGGAAACUCUGUCUGAGUAUGAUCUGCCUAAGAUCCAGCAGCAGAUCCUCGCCCGCUUCUUACAAGGCAAACCCCGCAUCACACUGACCGGAAUCCCAACUCUAGUCAGCAGACAAGACAGAAAUUACGAAAACAUUUUCAAAGACAUAAGAGAAAAAGUGGCUCAGGAGCCCCUGACUUCUCUGAGCUCCUCUGCGCUUGUGACAGAGCUGCAGUCUCUCAGUGACGUCUGUGAGGCAUUGGCGGCCGUUGAGGUCACUCUGGGCUUCCUGUCCAUGACUGGAGAAGAUGAAAACAUGCCUCUGGAGAAGUACUUGGAGGAGAAAUUGCAAAUGGGCAGCCACACUGCUCCUCAUAUCCUGAAGACUCUGGGCAGAUGCUGUCUGAAGCACUGUGUGGCUCUGUGGCAACUGCUUACCUCACUCAAGUCUGAGCAUAUGCUUCGCCUUAAGAGGGACCCAUUUUCAGGAAUCACAGCAGAGUACCAGCAUGCACUUGGUGAAGAGGAGAAAAAGCUGCUGACUGGCUUCCUGUCUAAGAGCAGUGUGGAUACCUGGCUUCUUGAAAUGCACGAGUUCCUGUUGCUGAAACUGAAGAGCCAGCGAGCUUCAGAUACCUUCAGACCAGACUGGAGUCUUAAAGACACCCUGGUCUCCUACAUGGAACGCAAAAAUCUAGAUGUUCCUCUAGAUGUGGAGGAGGCAUUCCCAGACCAGAUCCAGCUGUCCCAGCUAGUGGAAACUUGGAAGUUCACUGUGACCCACAAACAGCAAAGAUAAAGGACCAAAGAUAAAGACACAAUAAUGACAUUCCAUUUAAGCUCAGCUGUGGUUUUACGCACAGUCCAAUUAGGCAAAUCUUUUCACAUCGUGUGCACUUUAACAUGAGAUAU